Molecule: messenger RNA, 869 nt
Organism: Triticum aestivum (bread wheat)
Lineage: Eukaryota; Viridiplantae; Streptophyta; Magnoliopsida; Poales; Poaceae
Exons: 3
Coding region: 182-559 (125 amino acids)
Source: RefSeq, a predicted model, not a curated record
UAAAGAAAAAAACGCGACCACAGGAGGAGCACGGGCUCGCCUCCUCUGCCUCUCGCGAAGUCCCACGAAGUCAUCGCCGCCGCCGCCGCCACCACCACCACCUACGCCGGCCACUUCCGGCUACCUCCGGCGCUGCGCAGCGCGCGCCCGAGCUCCCCACGGUCGAUACUUCCUUUUUCCAAUGUAUUGCACGGUCGAGGUCUCUACCAAGGAUACCCUCCCUAGGGUGUUCCGCAACUUCGUGGACUGCGUCUGCUCGCCCAACGCCAGUGGAGAUCCGCUGCUGCAACACCUCAAGGAAGCAUCCUGCAACACGGCGCAACGGCCGCAGGAUUGUCCUUCAGGAACUCGGCACCUGGACCUAGGCAGGGCAACGUCGUCUGUGCUAUCCUUGUCAUCCUGGUCCAUGCUUCCUUUUUUCGAAGUCUGCGUGGUCGGGGUCUAUGGCAAGGGCGCCCUCCCUGGGGUAUUCCGCAACUUCAAGGACUGCAUCUGCUCGCCCGACGCCAGUGGAGAUCCGCUGCUGCAACGCGUCAAGGAAGCGUCCUGCACGGCGUAGCGGCCGCGGGGUCAUCCUUCAGGAACUUAGCGUGCGACCUGCUCACCUAGACUUGGUGGGGCAGCGGCGUCUGUGCUAUCCUCGUCAUCCUGGCGAGCCAUACUUUUCCCAUCCAUCUGUUUGGAAACGGAAAAGCUGUAUUACUUCGUUCAUUCGUCUAUCUGGAGGUCCUAGAAAUUGAGGCAUGUUGGAUGCAGUAUUGGCGGCUGGAUUAAUUGUGCUGAGCACCACCAAUGUUUUUCUUGAAAACAUGUUUGCAUGCUUCUGUACAGUUAAAUGAUGUGCUUGCUUGUUACAUAGUUGUUUUUAA